GGAAAGGUCCUUUGGCUGGUGGAACUGAAGAUUUUUAAGGAGACAACAAUGAAUAGUGUGAAGGCAAAUGCAUUGGUGCAUUUAUACAAGCAGCUGAAAGCGGUCUGGAGUCCACCAGCACGGCUCUGCAGCCUGGUCGCCUGCACCAGUAGAAGCAGGAAUGCUGCAUUGCAUCCCCUUUGGCAGAGUCCACUCACGAUUCCGGGGGGCACCCGGCAGUCUCCGAUCAACAUCGAGUGGAGAGACAGUGUUUAUGACCCCUUUCUGAAGCCCCUGAAAAUCAGCUACGACCCAACGACGUGCCUUCACAUCUGGAACAACGGAUAUUCGUUCCUGGUUGAGUUUGAUGACUCUACUGAUAGAUCAACAAUCGUUGGAGGUCCCUUGGAAAACCAAUACAGGCUAAAGCAGUUCCACUUCCACUGGGGAGCUCUGAAUGACUGGGGUUCAGAGCACACAGUUGACAACAAAUUUUAUCCAGCAGAGUUGCAUUUAGUACACUGGAAUGCUGUUGUGUACCCCAAUUUCGAAGAAGCUGUGAUGGAAGGCAACGGUUUGGCUGUUAUUGGAGUGUUUUUGAAGCUAGGAGCACACCAUAAAGGGCUGCAGACACUGGUUGAUGCCUUGCCAGCAAUUAAGCACAAAGAUGCUGUCAUCGAGUUUGAUGUCUUUGAUCCCACCUGCCUGUUGCCUUCAUGUCCUGAUUAUUGGACUUAUGCAGGCUCUCUGACUACUCCCCCACUUACUGAAUCAGUCACAUGGAUUAUUAAGAAGAAGCCAAUAGAGGUUGAUGAGGAUCAGCUGGAGGCAUUUCGGAUGCUGCUCUUCACCUCAGACGGUGAGGAAGAACAGAGAAUGGUAGACAACUUCCGCCCUCUCCAGCCGCUGAUGAACCGGACCGUCCGCUCCUCCUUCCAAAGCAGGCAUCUUUUGAAGGCCGAAGUGCAGCCCAAGGACCAUGCUGAGCAGAUCAGGCCCUAGGUGGCCCAUGAAAUGUCAGUCCAGACUGGGGGUACCUGGAUAAGUGAUGCUCUUUUUCAAUCGUCUUUCCUUUCCCUGCAGUGUCUGUGUGUGCUGUACCAUUUCACAGCCGGCUUCGGUUCUGCUAAGUGCCUUCUGACCUUCAGUAGAGAAGCUGUGGGGUUCUUUUAGAUUUGCUUUUCCUAAGAAGUAAAUAAUAUUGACCCUUAACAAACUGACUUGCUUCAAGGCAGGGACCAAUAAGGAAUUCUUUUGGCAGUGAAAGGGAAAAUAAGGGCAGGAAAUCUAUUCCCUUGCCUCUUUUCUGAAUUGUUCUGUGUUUCUUCAGAUGCUCUUUCAGUGACCUGCAUGAAUUAAUAAUCCCAACUAAACACAAGCUAGCACAGCAAGUGUGAAGAAGUGGAAAGCAUUCAUGAUGAUCAGGUCCCUUUGUGGAACUGUUUCAGAGGUCUGGGAAGAGAAUGAUCUUCUCUAGUCACGUAUUCAGGGGCAUUCUGUGUGCCCUUUUUUCC
Dryobates pubescens (Downy woodpecker) is the source of this 1493-nucleotide messenger RNA. RefSeq names its product carbonic anhydrase 5A (gene CA5A). NCBI's taxonomy places the organism in Eukaryota, Metazoa, Chordata, Aves, Piciformes, Picidae. The record is from RefSeq and is a predicted model, not a curated record. Gene Ontology annotation, molecular function: zinc ion binding; carbonate dehydratase activity. The coding region runs from base 49 to 981 and encodes 310 amino acids. The transcript is spliced from 7 exons. Gene Ontology annotation, cellular component: mitochondrion; cytoplasm.